Messenger RNA from Colletotrichum karsti, 1602 nucleotides. Its product is annotated as major facilitator superfamily transporter. The record is from RefSeq and is a predicted model, not a curated record. The transcript is spliced from 7 exons. The coding region runs from base 1 to 1602 and encodes 533 amino acids. Gene Ontology annotation, cellular component: membrane. Gene Ontology annotation, molecular function: transmembrane transporter activity. Lineage: Eukaryota; Fungi; Ascomycota; Sordariomycetes; Glomerellales; Glomerellaceae. Gene Ontology annotation, biological process: transmembrane transport.
AUGAAGCAGAACUCGACUCAGGGAGAUGGCUCCAUCCGGCCUGUCUCCGAUGAUAUCCCUGUUGAACAUCAGGAGGGAGAUAAGGAAACCAACAAAUGGACCAGCACCACAGCGACCCACGUCGAUGAGAAAACCAGCAGAGAGUUGUUCUGGGUUAUCAACCGUCGUAUCCUGGCUUGUAUGCUCGGGACCUACUUUUGUCAGUCUCUCGACAAGGGAACGCUGGGCUUUGCGUCCGUCAUGAACAUCCGACAGGAUGCCGGCCUCACGCACAGCAACCAGUUCAGCUGGCUCGGGACGAUUUUGUACAUGGGCGUCUUAGUUGGAGAGUACCCGACCAACAUGUUGCUGCAAAAGUUCCCUGUCGCGAAAUACCUAUCUGCCAACGUCUUUUGCUGGGGCAUCGUCAUCGCCUGCUCUGCCGCCGCCAAAAACUUUGCAGGUCUGAUGGUGGUGCGGUUUCUCUUGGGAGUCUUUGAGAGCUGCGUUCAGCCGGCCUUCAUCAUCAUGACUUCCAUGUGGUACACCAAAAGAGAACAAGCCAUCCUUACGUCACUCUGGUACUGUAUGACCGGAGUCCAGCUGAUGGUCGGCGGCCUCAUCGCCUACGGCGCCUCCCACUACCAAAACCACAACAUCAAGUCGUGGCAGCUCCUGUUCCUCGUCCUGGGCGCCGCGACCGUCGCUUGGGCCGUCUUCAUCGGCUGGUGGCUGCCCGACUCCCCCAUGGCCGCCAAGUGCUUCAACGAGGACCAGAAGCGCCUCAUGAUUGAGCGCGUCCGUGCCAACGAGACGGGCAUCCAGAACAAGACCUACAAGCGCUACCAGAUGGCCGAGGCCGUCACCGACCCCGUCGUGUGGUGCUACGUCAUGCUCCAGGUCACCUCGACCCUCAUCAUCGGCGGCCUGGGCGUCUUCUCCAACCUGAUCAUCGCCUCGUUCGGCUUCACGUAUCUCCAGACGCAGUUGCUGAAUAUCGCACAGGGCGCGGUGACCAUCAUCGUGAUGGUGGGAGGGGCGUCGUUGGCUACGUGGUCGAAGCAGACCGCGUGGGUCAUGCAUGGAUGGACAAUUCCCGCCAUCAUCGGAACCGCCGUGAUCUACUCCAUCCCCCCGUCCCCCUCAAACCGCAUCGGCCUCCUCGUGGCCUUCUACUGCACCCAGUUCUACCUCGCCGAGGGUAACCUCAUCUUCUCCCUCAUCUCGCGCAACGUCGCCGGCCAGACCAAGAAGUCCACCACCCUCGCCAUGACCUUCAUCGGCUGGGCCGCCGGCAACAUGAUGGCGCCCCAGAUCUUCCAGGACAGCGACGCGCCGCGGUACCGCCGGGGCUUCACCGCGCACUUUUGUCUCUACGUGCUCUUCAACCUGUUCCUCGUCCUCAUGCGCUUCUUGCUCGUGAGGAGGAACUCGUCCAAGCGCAAGGCCGCCGCUGCUGGAGUUGUUGAUGGUGCCCGGCCGGAGAGGAUUGACGCUGGGGAUGAGGAUGACAAUGAGUCCAGUUCCAAAGGGAAGAGCGAUGGGGAGGAGAGGAUCGGGCAUGAGAAUGCUUUUGCGGAUAUGACGGAUAAGGAGAACCCUGAUUUCAGGUAUGAUUUCUGA